GUCUAGGGUUUCUCCCUAACCUUCGCUUCUGCUCAGCCUCUUGUAUCAUCUGAGAGGAGCUUCCAGUAGCAAAAGAAAUGGCGGACUCAUUGGUACUCCGCGGCACGAUGAGGGCCCACACCGAUUGGGUCACCGCAAUCGCCACCCCAAUCGACAACUCCGACAUGAUCGUCACCUCUUCUCGUGACAAAUCAAUCAUCGUUUGGCGCCUCACUAAGGAAGACAAAACCUAUGGUGUCGCACAGCGCCGUCUCACCGGCCACUCUCACUUUGUUCAAGACGUCGUUCUCUCCUCCGACGGUCAGUUUGCUCUCUCAGGUUCAUGGGACGGAGAACUCCGUCUCUGGGAUCUCAACGCCGGAACCACCGCACGCCGCUUCGUUGGCCACACCAAAGACGUCCUUUCCGUCGCAUUCUCGAUCGACAACCGUCAGAUCGUCUCUGCAUCCCGUGACAAGUCGAUCAAACUGUGGAACACACUCGGAGAAUGCAAAUACACAAUCCAAGACGGCGACGCUCACAGUGAUUGGGUAAGUUGUGUUCGUUUCAGCCCCAACACUUUGCAGCCAACAAUUGUCUCAGCCUCAUGGGACAAAACUGUGAAGAUCUGGAAUUUGACUAACUGUAAGCUCAGAUCAACUUUGGCCGGACACGGUGGCUAUGUGAACACCGUUGCAGUGUCGCCGGAUGGUUCUCUGUGCGCUAGUGGUGGAAAAGAUGGGAUGAUUUUGCUUUGGGAUUUGGCUGAGGGCAAGAGACUUUACUCUCUAGAUGCCAGUUCGAUCAUUCAUGCUCUUUGCUUCAGCCCUAAUAGGUACUGGCUGUGCGCUGCUACAGAGUCAAGCAUUAAGAUUUGGGAUUUGGAGAGCAAGACCAUUGUUGUAGACCUUAAGGUUGAUCUCAAACAGGAGUCUGAAAUGGCAGCUGAAGGCACCACUACUCAAACCAAUGCAGGAAAAACUAAGGUUAUUUACUGCACAAGCCUAAGUUGGAGUGCAGAUGGAAGCACACUAUUCAGUGGAUAUACAGAUGGAGUAGUAAGAGUUUGGGGAAUUGGACGUUAUUAAAAUGGAGUUUAAUUUAAUUUGCAUGUUUUAAGGAUAUUAUGUGAUGUUGCUAUAAUAGGUACCCUUGAAAGUUAUGAUUUAUGUUUCGACUUUAUGUUUUGAUUGGCUUAUGGAAGUUUCAGUUUUGGAGACA
Lactuca sativa (garden lettuce) is the source of this 1200-nucleotide messenger RNA. RefSeq names its product small ribosomal subunit protein RACK1. Gene Ontology annotation, molecular function: protein binding; translation regulator activity; ribosome binding. NCBI's taxonomy places the organism in Eukaryota, Viridiplantae, Streptophyta, Magnoliopsida, Asterales, Asteraceae. The record is from RefSeq and is a predicted model, not a curated record.